AUGUCGACUCUGUUCCAGAGCUACGAGGAGGAGUACCGCGAUGUCGUCAAAAGUGUCCGCGAGGGUCUCGACGGGCUGCGCGCGACGCUCAACCGCGAGGCGGAUGGCUACAAUGCCCCGCCGGCCACCGGCCCCGCAAGUCGUCUGCAGCGCGGCGCGCAGCUUGUGAAGCUGACGACACAAUUGAAGGAGCUUCUGAACAACAUGGAGUACGAGUGCAACGAUGUUCCUGUCGUUCACCGGCCGGCACUGCGGGAGCGACUGGCGGAGUGUCGGAGGGGCGCACGGGAACUGGAGGAGGAAAUCGCGAAGACGCGCGGAGAGUGUGCCACCGCCGACCGCCUGGACCUCAUGGGCGCCCCGGAGAAAAAAGGGUCGGCUCCCGUAGAUGCCAGGGGUUUGGGCCUCGACGAUGAAACCGCAAGGCAUCGCCUGCAGAUGAUGCAUAAUACGGAGAAGGUGAAGCAGGCCUCGGGUACUUUGAACCGGGCCGAGCGGCUGCUGAACGAGACGGAGGAGACAGGGGCGGCGGUCAUGAAAAACUUGCGCACCCAGACAGAGACGAUACAACGCAUCAACGCCACAACGACGGGCGUCAAUGAGGAAAUAUCUGAGGUGAGCAAGAUACUCACAAAAAUGCAUCGAACGAUGGUCAAACACAAAAGUAUGCUGAUUGGUAUAAUUUUGGUGCUUGUUGUUCUUAUAUUUGUGGCAUUGUACGUUUCAUUUUUGAAGCACAAGAAGGAAACGCCAGUGCAGCCGUCGCAGACACCAACGGAUGCACCGGAGUUACCAAAAUGGGGUCCGGAUUCAGGUGGUGGCUUACCCGUUGAUUGA
Molecule: messenger RNA, 837 nt
Organism: Trypanosoma cruzi
Lineage: Eukaryota; Euglenozoa; Kinetoplastea; Trypanosomatida; Trypanosomatidae
Exons: 1
Coding region: 1-837 (278 amino acids)
Biological process (GO): vesicle fusion; intracellular protein transport
Cellular component (GO): Golgi apparatus; ER to Golgi transport vesicle membrane; endoplasmic reticulum membrane
Molecular function (GO): SNARE binding; SNAP receptor activity
Source: RefSeq, a predicted model, not a curated record